CAGAGGUGGAUAGCAAAUUAAAGUGCAAGUUGCAACACUGAUACUGAUUCUAAUAGAAUAGCUGUAUUAUUCAAGAUGUCGGCAACUGAGGGACAAGUAAUCAAGUGCAAAGCAGCUGUUGCUUGGGAGGCAAAGAAGCCGCUAGUUAUUGAGGAAAUCGAGGUGGCACCACCAAGGGCCCAUGAAGUCCGCAUUAAGAUCACGGCUACUGGAGUGUGCCACACGGAUGCCUAUACGCUGAGCGGCGCUGAUCCAGAAGGUCUGUUUCCAUCUGUGCUGGGCCACGAGGGUGCUGGUCUUGUAGAGAGCGUUGGCGAGGGUGUGACCAAUUUCAAGCCCGGUGACCAUGUUAUUGCACUUUAUGUACCCCAGUGCAAUGAAUGCAAGUUUUGUAAGAGUGGCAAGACUAAUCUUUGUCAGAAGAUUCGCGUUACCCAGGGUAAUGGUGUAAUGCCCGAUGGCUCAACACGUUUCACGUGUAAGGGACAGCAGUUGUUCCAUUUCAUGGGUACCUCUACCUUUUCGGAGUACACUGUGGUAGCCGAUAUAUCGCUUACUAAAGUAAAUGAAACUGCACCUUUGGACAAGGUGUGUCUGCUGGGCUGUGGUAUUUCCACUGGAUAUGGUGCUGCGUUGAACACAGCAAAGGUGGAACCCGGCAGCACAUGUGCUGUUUGGGGCCUCGGUGCAGUUGGCUUAGCAGUAGGACUUGGCUGCAAGAAGGCUGGCGCGAGCAAGAUCUUUGGCAUCGAUUUAAACCCCUCAAAGUUUGAAUUUGCCAAGAAAUUUGGUUUCACUGAUUUUGUAAAUCCCAAGGAUGUAGCCGAUAAGGGGUCAAUUCAAAACUAUUUGAUUGAUUUAACAGAUGGUGGUUUCGAUUACACAUUCGAGUGCAUUGGCAAUGUAAACACCAUGCGUUCAGCUCUAGAAGCCACUCACAAGGGAUGGGGUACAUCUGUUGUUAUUGGAGUCGCUGGUGCAGGCCAAGAGAUUUCAACUCGUCCAUUCCAGUUAGUUGUUGGCCGCGUCUGGAAGGGCAGUGCCUUCGGUGGCUGGCGCUCAGUCUCGGAUGUGCCUAAGCUUGUGGAGGAUUACUUGAAAAAGGAUCUGCUUGUGGACGAGUUUGUUACCCACGAAAUGUCAUUGGACGAAAUAAAUAAGGCUUUUGAUCUAAUGCAUAGUGGAGAGAGCAUUCGUUCAAUUAUUAAAUACUAAUGAAAACCAGUGAACCCCAAACUAUUACACAAUUUUAUAUUUUUGUACUAUUUAAGUGGCUUUAGAUUGCCAAACAGUUGUGUGA
Messenger RNA from Drosophila busckii, 1300 nucleotides. It is a transcript of the gene Fdh, whose product is annotated as alcohol dehydrogenase class-3. Gene Ontology annotation, cellular component: cytosol. Bases 76 to 1215 code for a protein of 379 amino acids. Gene Ontology annotation, biological process: formaldehyde catabolic process. NCBI's taxonomy places the organism in Eukaryota, Metazoa, Arthropoda, Insecta, Diptera, Drosophilidae. The transcript has 4 exons. Gene Ontology annotation, molecular function: S-(hydroxymethyl)glutathione dehydrogenase [NAD(P)+] activity; zinc ion binding. The record is from RefSeq and is a predicted model, not a curated record.